This is a messenger RNA of Debaryomyces hansenii CBS767, 1338 nucleotides long. RefSeq names its product ubiquinol--cytochrome-c reductase subunit. The transcript has a single exon. The record is from RefSeq and is a predicted model, not a curated record. NCBI's taxonomy places the organism in Eukaryota, Fungi, Ascomycota, Pichiomycetes, Serinales, Debaryomycetaceae. Gene Ontology annotation, cellular component: mitochondrion. Gene Ontology annotation, biological process: aerobic respiration. The coding region runs from base 1 to 1338 and encodes 445 amino acids. Gene Ontology annotation, molecular function: metal ion binding; metalloendopeptidase activity.
AUGAUUCGUGGAUCAGCCCUCCGUACCAGCGCUAAAAACUUGACAGCUCGUCGUUUUAUCUCGAGUGCCAAUUCUCAAACUAAAUAUGCUACAUUAUCCAAUGGAGUAACUGUCGCUACUGAAAACAACCCACACGCCGAAUCCGCUACUGUUGGAUUGUGGUUCGGUGCUGGUUCGAGAUCAGAACACCCAUACAGUAAUGGUAUUUCUGCUUUAACUGCUAAUACGUUGUCCAACAACGUUCAAAAUGGUGUAUUAUUUACCAGUGAAAACACCAAGGAAACGAACGGGAUUAUUGCUCAAUCUACCAACGAAAACGUCAAGGAAGCCGCGAAUGCUAUUGCAAACAUUGUGAAGAACUCUACUGCUACUUUAGAACUGAACGAAUUCGCUAAAGCUAAGGCCUCAUUAAUUGCGCAAGCCAACAAACUCGAAUCUAUCCCAUCCAAGAUGGUUUUGGAACACUUGAAUGCGUCUGCAUACCAAGGUUUCUCGUUAGCUUUACCAACCUUAGGUACUGCUGAAUCGGUCCAAGAUUUGGAAGUGCAAGAUUCCGUUCGUUUGCUCGAAAGACACCUCGUCGGUUCUAACACCGUCAUCGCUGCCUCGGGUAACAUCAACCACGACGAAUUAGUCGACACUCUUGAAAGCUCUUUAUCCAUCCCACAAGGUUUAAAGCCAGCUACCAAGCCAGCCACUUUCUUGGGUUCUGAAAUUAGAAUGAGAGAUGACACCUUGCCAAAGGCUUACGUUUCUAUCGCCGCUCAAGGUGAAGGUAUUACCUCCCCAGCUUACUACGUUGCCAAGGUUGCCUCUGCUAUCUUUGGUAACUUUGACCACAACUCUGUUAAUGCUAAAUUUACCAGUGCUAAAUUAGCUUCCAUCGUUCAAGAAUAUCACAUCGUUGACAAAUACACCCACUUCUCCACCUCUUACUCGGACACUGGUUUAUGGGGUUUCAAUGCUGAAAUUUCUAACGUUGGUAGUGUUGAUGAAUUUGUUCACUUCACAUUAAAGGAAUGGAACAGAUUAUCCAUCUCUAUCUCCGAUGCUGAAGUUGCUCGUGGUAAGAACGCUGUUAAGACCGCUUUAUUGGCCGAAUUAAACUCCACCAAGGCUAUUGCUUCUGAUAUUGCCAACAAGGUCUUAUUGACUGGUUACAGAAACUCUCUCCAAGAAGCUUUAGAAAGAAUCGAUUCUAUUACUACUAAGGACAUUAAGUCCUGGGCUCAAGUCGCCUUGUGGGAUCAAGAUAUCGUUAUUUCUGGUACUGGUCAAAUCGAAGAUUUAUUUGACUACAACCGUUCUAGAAAUGACAUGGCUAUGAUGAGAUGGUAA